AUGUCUAUUUUCCCAAAAGACUUCGUUUGGGGAGUUUCUACUGACGCUUACCAAAUUGAAGGUGGUGGGCAGGCAAAUGGUAGAGGAGUUAGUACUUGGGAUGCAAUCCGGAAAGAACCUGGAAGGAUACUUGAUGGUUCUGACCCUAACACGAACAUCAAAGGCUAUGAGAACUGGAAAGAGGAUAUUCAAUUAAUUAAAAAUCUCAAUGUCACUCAUUAUCGUUUAUCUCUCAACUGGUCACGAAUCUUACCAUAUGGAGAUAUCAAUUGUAUCAAUGAGGAAGGUGUGAAGUAUUACAGAGCACUGCUGGAAGAAUUGGUAGCCAACAACAUUGAACCAAUUGUCACUCUGUACCACUUUGAUAUGCCUCUUCGGUUAUACAGGAACGAUUCGUGGUUGAAUGAGAGUUCAAUCAGCUGGUAUGAAGAUUUCUGUCGCUUAUGCUUUGAAAAAUAUGGAGACUUGGUUAAACUAUGGCUGACGUCGAACGACAUGCCAAUGCGAGCAUGGAAUGAACUAUCUAAACUGGAUGGAGAAGCCUUUUUUGGAGUUACCGGAGUUUUCGAAGAGAACGUGAAGCGAAUACCUUUCAAAGCUGCACAUCAUAUGCUCUUAGCUCAUGCUAAAGUCUAUCGGAUGUAUAAGAAAGAGUUUUUCGACAAACAAAACGGUAAAAUAGGUGUUGGCCUAGGAGGAGAUUGGUUCUAUCCUAAGACAUCUGAUGAUGUGGAGACUGCACGUCGAGCCGAGACUUUCUCCUUUGACUGGCUGGUUCAGCCCAUUUUUGGAAAAGAUGGAGAUUACCCUCUUGAAAUGAGAGAAUGUCUCGGAAAAAACAGCUGGGACUACUUACCUGAAUUUACAGAAGAGCAGAAAGAAGAGCUAAAAGGAAGUGCUGAUUUCCUGGGAUUCAAUUUCUACCGACCCACUCUUGUUGAAAGUGGUGUAGGCGAAUCAACAAAGGAAAAAAUCGUGCAGUUCAAGUAUUCUGAAGAUGAUUAUGAAAAGCUAUGUGGAAAUGAUUUUUGGGUGAGAUAUAAGCCAGAAGGCUUAGAAGAUCUCCUGAACUACAUAAAAGAUCAUUAUAACAACAUUCCUACUCUCAUAACAGAGAAUGGUGUUGCUGACUUGUUCGAUGAAAGUGCUGAUCCGUUACAAGACGAUCACCGCAUUCGGUACAUUGACGGCCAUAUAAAUGCUGUGAAAAGAGCCAUCGAAAACUCUUGUAAUGUGAUGGGUUUCAUUGUCUGGAGUUUGAUGGAUAACUUCGAGUGGAAUGAUGGUUUCGCUGUUAAGUUCGGUUUGUACAGCGUGGACAUGGCGGAUGAGAAUCGCAAAAGAACGGCGAAAAAAAGUGUAGAAUACUACAAAAAUCUCAUACAAGAAAAUCGUCAUUGA
Auanema sp. JU1783 is the source of this 1401-nucleotide messenger RNA. Lineage: Eukaryota; Metazoa; Nematoda; Chromadorea; Rhabditida; Rhabditidae. The record is from the annotation of a GenBank genome assembly.